Prionailurus viverrinus (fishing cat) is the source of this 1548-nucleotide messenger RNA. It is a transcript of the gene SH3GL3, whose product is annotated as SH3 domain containing GRB2 like 3, endophilin A3. Gene Ontology annotation, cellular component: cytoplasm; presynapse; glutamatergic synapse. The record is from RefSeq and is a predicted model, not a curated record. Gene Ontology annotation, molecular function: protein binding. The transcript is spliced from 10 exons. Lineage: Eukaryota; Metazoa; Chordata; Mammalia; Carnivora; Felidae. Bases 420 to 1256 code for a protein of 278 amino acids. Gene Ontology annotation, biological process: endocytosis; synaptic vesicle uncoating.
CACGGUUCCGUGGUAGGACGCGAAAGGCGUGAGGACGGUGAACGUCGAUUCCGGGGAGCGGGAGACGUUGAAGAGCCACGCUAUUUAGCGAAAAAAUAAGUGGCGUUGAAGGAACGAAACUAGAUGACGAAUUUCUUGACAUGGAGAGGCAGUGAAAAGCAGGGAAAUAUCUAACAUGUGACCAGAAGUUUUAAGGACUUUCUGGAAGAGAUGAGUUAGAUGGUAUCAGAUCCACCUAAAACAUGACAUGGAAAUGACAAAGGAAUGGAGAUAUUUCUUGACAAAUCCUAAGCACACAGAAGUAGAGGACGAAUAGUAAUGUCAAGAAAAUAGAUGUUACCAAUAAAGCUGUUGCAGAAAUUCUUUCGAAAGCCACAGAGUAUCUUCAGCCAAAUCCAGCAUACAGAGCUAAGCUAGGGAUGCUGAACACUGUGUCGAAGAUCCGAGGACAGGUGAAGACCACCGGGUACCCGCAGACGGAAGGCUUGCUGGGCGACUGUAUGCUCAAGUACGGGAGGGAGCUCGGGGAAGGCUCCACCUUCGGUAGUGCAUUAAUAGAAGUUGGUGAAUCCAUGAAGCUAAUGGCUGAGGUGAAAGACUCUCUUGACAUUAACGUAAAGCAAACUUUUAUUGAUCCACUUCAGUUACUACAAGACAAAGAUUUAAAAGAGAUUGGGCACCACCUGAAAAAGCUGGAAGGCCGCCGCCUGGAUUAUGAUUAUAAAAAGAAGCGAGUAGGUAAGAUACCAGACGAAGAAGUCAGACAAGCGGUAGAAAAAUUUGAAGAGUCAAAGGAGUUGGCUGAAAGAAGCAUGUUUAAUUUUUUAGAAAAUGAUGUAGAACAGGUCAGCCAGUUGGCUGUGUUUAUAGAGGCGGCUUUAGACUAUCACAAACAGUCCACAGAGAUUCUGCAGGAGCUACAGAGCAAGCUACAGAUGCGAAUAUCGGCCGCAUCCAGCGUUCCCAGACGAGAAUAUAAGCCCCGGCCCAUAAAAAGGAGUCCUAGUGAACUCAAUGGGGUGUCCACCACCUCGUCAGCGAGGACAACAGGUUCUAACGUUCCCAUGGACCAGCCCUGCUGUCGUGGUCUCUAUGAUUUUGAGCCAGAGAACCAAGGAGAACUAGGAUUUAAAGAAGGAGACAUCAUUACGUUAACCAAUCAGAUAGAUGAAAACUGGUAUGAGGGAAUGCUCCGCGGGGAAUCUGGAUUCUUCCCCAUUAAUUAUGUUGAAGUGAUCGUGCCUUUACCUCAGUAAAUGUGUAACUCAAACUUUGGACCUUCUUUCAUAACUGAAAUGAAUUCACUCACACCAGUGUUCUCUCCGUGUGGCGUUCUGUGACAUCCUUGCUCUUUGACCCACUUAAUGACUUUUGUAUGUGUGUUCUCUUUAUAAUGUAUUUUGUAUCAAUUUAAUUUGUAUAAAUGAUUUUCUUGUCUUAGCUACAUGACAAUAUACUUUCCUUUUUCGCUUCGUGUUCUAAAAGUCUUCGGUUGAAUAAAUGUCCGUGCUUCUCGUUGCUAAGAAUAAACCACACCCAUCGCAGUUA